Molecule: messenger RNA, 978 nt
Organism: Phlebotomus argentipes
Lineage: Eukaryota; Metazoa; Arthropoda; Insecta; Diptera; Psychodidae
Product: carbonic anhydrase 2-like
Exons: 4
Coding region: 1-978 (325 amino acids)
Cellular component (GO): cytoplasm
Molecular function (GO): zinc ion binding; carbonate dehydratase activity
Source: RefSeq, a predicted model, not a curated record
AUGAAAAUCCUCAUCGCAGUCUUGCUGAUCGCCUCCGUCGAGAGGCUUCAGGCGAGGGACUUUUCCUGGGAAUCCGCCAAGAACUCCGUGAGCGAGCUCACCGAGGAGCAGGAAUAUGCUGUCCUGCUUCAGCGAUUGGGAGAAUUGGAGGAACUGGAUUUCGCGCCUCGCAGCGGCGAUCAUUAUGGUUAUGAGGAACACAGCGAAUAUCCUCCUGAGCGUUGGGUUGAAAAGUGGCCAACCUGCGGUGGACUUAAGCAGAGUCCGAUCAACGUUGACCCAUCGUCCUGCAAAAGGGAUCUUGCGCUCUUCCCCAUCAAACUCAACAAUUACGACGUCAAUCCAGUGACUUCAACCGUGACCAACGUGGGACACGCAGUGCAGGUCUCUUUCACCUACGGCAAGAACGCUCCUUAUGUCACUCGUGGAAUCCUGAAUUUGAAGAGAUACAACUUCCAGCAGUUCCACUUCCACUUCGGGAAGACUGAUAGUGUGGGAUCAGAACAUACUCUCAGUUCCAAGCAUUAUCCUCUGGAACUCCAUUUGGUCCACUCCAAAUCUACUUAUGCCGACGUUAGCGAAGCUUCUCAGCACUCUGACGGUUUGCUCGUUCUUGGCUUCCUCUUCCAAGUCUCAGACGCCGACGAUGACGAGACUAACAACUCACUCAGUGGCUAUUUGACGGACUUUUUGUCCCAAAUUAAGAACUCCGGCGAGAGCGUGACUGUGGAUAAUGCAAAAUCACACCGUCUGCUUGACUUCAUCGGAUCCCUCAGCUUCAAAUAUGUCCGCUACGAAGGCAGCUUGACCACUCCGCCAUGUUCUGAGGCCGUUACGUGGUACGUGUCAUCCACAAUCUUGAAAGUCAGCCGUGCGACACUGGAGGGCUUCAGAGGUGUGAACGGAGAUGAGGGCCAAAUGGCUGGAAAUCACCGACCAACUCAGGACCUCAACGGACGCGAUUGUUACGUUCGCUAA